This is a messenger RNA of Rhizoctonia solani, 1500 nucleotides long. RefSeq lists its product as uncharacterized. Bases 1 to 1500 code for a protein of 499 amino acids. The record is from RefSeq and is a predicted model, not a curated record. NCBI's taxonomy places the organism in Eukaryota, Fungi, Basidiomycota, Agaricomycetes, Cantharellales, Ceratobasidiaceae. The transcript is spliced from 2 exons.
AUGAAGUUGGGCCCGCUUUUACUGGCGGCUCCUGUAGUUUUUACUAUGGCUGCUGCGGAUCCGCGAGCGCACCCGACGGGCCUUGCCCUGCGCCGUCUCGAGCGAUGGGAAUUUCGAAGACAGGAUGAUCCAGUCGCGACUGCUACCACUCCCCCAGCAGGCGGAGGCGGCGGCGCGUCGGCAUCCACACCGGCAACGUCGGCAACCAGAGAGACGACGAGUGCAGCGCCCACGACGAGCGCUGCUCCCGAAACAACGCCCACCACCUCUCAAGCACCGCCACCCACCACUACCACCACUCCCGCCAGGCCCACACAGCCCACUACCACCUCCAAUCCCGCCCAGCCGACGACCCCGACCACCGCGCCCACCUCGGCUGCUCCCGUGCCCACCACACCCACCACAACCACCCAGCAGCAGCAGCCCCAGACCAGUCCGACCCAGAACCAGAGUCAGAACCAGAACCAGAACCAGAACCAGACUCCGACUACCACCCAGGCUCCUGCCACCACAGCACAGCCCUCGACCACUGUCAUCGAGUCUACGCCUCCUCCCACCACAUCCGUCCUCAGCACCACAGACCAGCAUGGAAACAUCAUCACACAGACUGUCAUUGUUACCCCCAGUGUCGUCAGAGUCACAAAGGUCGCCACGCCCACCGCAGACCCAUCCGAAAGCGGAAGCAAGGGAAUGACCCAGUCCACCGUCAUCGGUCUCGCCGUCACGGGCAGUAUCGCAGGCCUUUUGGUUAUUCUCCUCAUCGUUUGGAAACUCACAAACAAACGCUUUGCCGACCUUGAGGACACUGGUGACGACGAUGCCAUCAAAUGGCCUGAACUCCACAAGGACUCGGCAGCCAUGACCCCCAUCCCAGCCCGUCCUUCCACCAGAGCCACCGGGCGCGACGGAGACAACCUCGGCACCGACUUUGACGCCCAGUCUGCCGUCCACUCGACCACCGACUUGGCCUACCCACCUUAUUCCGACGACCCGGGCUACGGUACCCGUCCCGCGUAUUAUGACCCGUAUGGGGGUGCCCCAGGUGCGACAAAGCCUUAUCCAUCCCCUCCCGGCUCCCACGAUGGUGACCAUAAAAACUGGGGUGGUCCAGCCGACGCGCAGUACUACGACGUCCCACGCGGCCCUAGUCCCGGUCCCAAUGCCAUUGCCCGUGGCAUGAGUCCCGGUCCUAACAUGGCCUAUGCGACCGAUCCCAUUGGACGCGGCGCGAGCCCCGCUCCUCCCGUCAUGGCCUAUGCCGAUCCCGUAGGCCGAACAGGCAGCCCUGGUCCUGGUGCAUAUGGCUAUGGUGCUGCUGCCGCCGCUGGAGCCUACGCCCAGCCAGAUCCCUACGGUGGUCGACACAGCCCUGGCCCCAACAUGGCGUACGGCCAGGCCGAUAUCGACCCUUACGGUCGCCGAUCACCGGGGCCCGGAGUCGCUUACAACAACUCGAUCGGGCGCGUAGCUAGCCCAGGACCUAAUGCUGGAUAUAGGUGA